AUGACGGAAGAAGAAAGUAUUGAUAUAGAAAAAGAGCUCGACGAACUCUUGACGAAAGUCCAGCCAGACCUUCAGGAUGUUAUCAAAAGAAGUUUCACGAAUGUUGCUCUGCAACAAACUAAAAAUGGGGAACAAAUUAAGCCAGAUAUUUUGGAAGACGUUUCUUAUUUUGCCAAGAAUACGCAAGUAAACUUAACAAGAAUAGAAUUAUUAAGACCACCAACAUUCCACAUGCAAGCUGUAUCAUUGGAUCUGAAGUCAAUGGGACUGACAUUAAGAUGUUCCCUGGGAGAAGUCAAUAUAAAAGGACUGUAUAGUGCAUUUAAUGAAAACCUAUAUAAUCUCAUACCAGUCAUGGCUGAAGGGCAUGUUGUCAUAUCAUUAUCAAAUGUAACUGCCGAUGUUAAUGUGGGAUUGGUGAUAGAAGACGAUGCAUACUCGUUUAUAAAUCCUGGAGUAGAGUUCACCCAUGAUGAAGUCCUAGUUAAGUUAUCUUGGCCAUCGCCGCAGAGAAAUGGAGGAUACGAAUUUGUAACCACAGAACAAUUAGCGAAGCAUAUAGAUGAUCUGCCGCUCACAGCAGCGAUAUCUCUACCACUAUUCGCUUUACUUCAACAUAAACUGGAACGACAUUUAAGACAAGUCUUACGACAAGCCACCAGCGUCUCAGACGUAAUGUGCUGUAAUCCUAGUAUGCUAGAGGCUUACAGCUCGAUGGUGGACAGAUUAGCUGAAAAUGGCAACAGAGUAGUUGAUCUAGUAUUGAUCAAUAUGAGAAGAACUCUACUGCAGACAUGUAGAGAAGUUCUCGAGCUGCCACCAUUACAUGCUACUUUUUUGCAUAAGAUAGGGUCUGUAUCAUUUAUCGGUAAAUUGGAGACAGACACUGGCUGGGUGAAAAACUUGGCGACCGUCAACCGCAUCAAUGACGUCAGCGUCUCGCGACCUGACCCCAUGCAGACCAGCUUCCAAGUCACACUUAGUAUAAAGGACUUACAAAUCGGCUACGACGAGUACCGCAUCAAAGCGAUGGGCGUGUCGUGCUCGGGGCGCGCGGAGGCGUCGUUCCGCGACAACGCGCUGCGCCUCGCGCUCCGCGUGGGGCUGGCGCGCUGGGAGCCCUACGCGCAGCUCGACGACCUGCGCCUCUCGCGCCUCGGCGGCAUGGACCUGCACGCCAGCGGGCUGGGCCCCCUGAGCGGCCUGAGCGCGCCGCUCCGCGCCUGGCUGCGCGCCGCGCCCGUCGCCGCCGCCGUCGCCGCGCAGCUGCAGCACGAGCUGCGCACCGCGCUCGCGGAACUGGCGCUGUGGGACGUCGUGCACGCCAAGAGAUAG
Molecule: messenger RNA, 1335 nt
Organism: Melitaea cinxia (Glanville fritillary)
Lineage: Eukaryota; Metazoa; Arthropoda; Insecta; Lepidoptera; Nymphalidae
Exons: 10
Coding region: 1-1335 (444 amino acids)
Source: RefSeq, a predicted model, not a curated record